AUGUCCUUGCCACUCUAUGAUUACUCCGUACUCCCUUAUGAGUCCGAAAGUGUCUGCCAGUGGGCUCCCAAAUCCAUCGAUUUCCGGUUGACCGCGCUCAAAUUAACCCCGAACAAUUCCACAUCAUCUUAUGAGCUCGAGGCAACCAUCCCCGAGAAGGAACAGGUGUCGACUCUCAGCAAGCCCCAGCCUUUCGGGUGCUGCUUUGCACCCCCAGCCUUUCGGGUGCUGCUUUGUACCCCUCGCCAGGGUGGAGAUGCUGCCACGCCCGUCUGGGACCGCGAAUGGGCUGGCAUUAAUUGCAUGUACGGCCCUCAGUAUAAGCAUCAGAUCGCAGAAGACUAUAACACGUCGACCUAG
Molecule: messenger RNA, 360 nt
Organism: Penicillium pulvis
Lineage: Eukaryota; Fungi; Ascomycota; Eurotiomycetes; Eurotiales; Aspergillaceae
Exons: 1
Coding region: 1-360 (119 amino acids)
Source: RefSeq, a predicted model, not a curated record